Molecule: messenger RNA, 1347 nt
Organism: Cladophialophora yegresii CBS 114405
Lineage: Eukaryota; Fungi; Ascomycota; Eurotiomycetes; Chaetothyriales; Herpotrichiellaceae
Exons: 4
Coding region: 1-1347 (448 amino acids)
Biological process (GO): sphingolipid metabolic process
Molecular function (GO): glucosylceramidase activity
Source: RefSeq, a predicted model, not a curated record
AUGACGUAUUCAGCAACGAUAACUGUCGAUGCUUCCCAGAAAUACCAAACCAUGAUCGGUGGUGGCUGCUCUGGUGCAUUCGGAAUUGCUUGUCAACAAUUUGGCUCUGUCGGGCUCUCUCCAGCAAACCAGGAAAUCGUCACGCAGAUUCUGUUCGACGAGAACAUUGGUGGUCUGUCCAUUGUUCGCAACGAUAUCGGCUCAACCCCUGGUGUUGUUCGAGGCGAUGUUGCGUCGAUUCUGCCGGUCUGUCCACCGACGCCAGCUGGACCAUUCAACUACGUCUGGGAUGGCAACGACACCUGUCAACUCCAGCUCACCCAAACUGCACUCAAGUAUAACCCGAACACCUAUGUGUAUGCCGAUGCAUGGUCUGCUCCUGGAUGCAUGAAGACAGUUGGCACUGAAGAUAACGGCGGCUUUAUAUGCGGUGUGAGAGGCAGCAGCAACUGCAGUGGUGAUUGGCGACAGGCCUAUGCGGACUACCUCGUACAGUACGUGAAAUUCUACGAGCAGGAAGGCAUCGAGGUGCAAUUGCUUGGCGCGUACAACGAGCCGGACUUCAAUCCCAUCACGUAUGCCAGCAUGGAGUCGGACGGUUACCAAGCCAAGGACUUCCUCGAAGUCUUGUAUCCAACAGCAAAGGCAGCCUUUCCCAACAUCAGCAUUGCAUGUUGCGAUGCCACCGGUGCCCGGCAAGAAAGGAACAUCCUUUACGAGCUGGAGCAGGCAGGAGGUGCCGAUCUCUUUGACGUCGCCACUUGGCACAACUACCAGAGCAACCCGGAGCGCCCGUUCAACUCCAAUGGGAAGCCAAACAUGAUGACCGAAUGGGCUGAUGGUACUGGAAUGUGGAAUGCCUACUGGGACGUGACCGGACAGCUUGCUGAGGGAUUCCAGUGGGCACUGUACAUGCACAAUGCCUUUGUCAACUCCGACACGUCCGGCUACACGCACUGGUGGUGCGCCCAAAACACAACCGGCGACAAUGCAUUGAUCAGGCUCAACCAUGACAGCUAUUUCGUUUCUGCUCGAUUGUGGGCGUUCGCAUCAUACUUCCGCUUCGCUCGACCAGGUUCGGUCCGCAUCGAGGCGUCGAGCAACGUCGAGAACGUCUAUGUCAGUGCGUAUGUCAACACGAAUGGGACCGUGGCGAUUCCCGUCAUCAACGCGGCUCACUUCCCCUACCAAGUGACAAUCAACCUCAACGGAAUCAGUGCCACCACUGCCACGGCAUACCUGACGGACAACGAACACAAUGUCACAAUGGCUGGGCAGACGCAGAUUGGGGGGACAUUCCAGGUCACCGUCGAGCCAAGAGCUAUGAAGACAUAUUUCUUGAGCUAG